AUGUUCUCAACAAAAUCGUUUCCGGGAUUCACCUGCAUCUCGGAUUUGGAACACCUUGACAAAUGCCUCAAAUACGUUGAACCGGAAGCGCACGAAGAUGACGUGAUAAUCAUGAGUCACACAUCUGGAACCACCGGCAUAUCGAAGAUUAUGGAAGUGCAACAGCAGCGAUUUCUCGAGCAAAUGUGCUGCAGAGAGACGUUAGAGAUAGUAACGCAAGAUGACGUGGCCAUCGGAGGAGGCAACGUGUCGUUUUUCUUCUUCUUCUCAUUCGUUUUCAACGUCUUAUCUGCCGGAGCCACAAUUGUGCUUCUCAAGUCUGCGAACAUGCCGUACCUUUUCGAGGCUUGUAAUCGCCACAAGGUGAACCUGAUAAAUGGGACCCCUCAAAAGUUGCUCAAAAUCGCUGAAGCAGCAAAGGCCACCGGCACGACGCUCCCGACGGUGAAGAAACUACGCACCCAAGGAAUUUUUCUCCCCGGUCGCAUAGCCGCGGAGGUCGUGUCCGUCUUCGAGCCCGACGAGCUGCGGGACUGCUACGGCAUGACCGAAGUGAGCGGCUUCUUGGCUGUGCCUCCGAAGGGGGAACUACCGCAAGGAAACGUCGGAUUCCCCGUCUGCGGUACAAAGAUGAAAGUGAUUGAUCCCCACAACAAAACUGUGUUGGGUCCGAUGGAAACAGGCGAAGUACUAUUCCACUCCCCUUACGUCAUGCGUGGGUAUUACAAGAACACCGAAGCUACCAGAGACUUCAUCGACCGUGAAGGCUGGAUACACACAGGCGACCUCGGCUAUUACAACAACGACGGCAGGCUGUUCUUGGCUGGGCGGCUGAAGAACACCAUGUUCCGAAUGUCGAAGCACAUGAAUCCAGCUGAGAUGGAACAUUGCCUGUACGCCCACUGGGCCAUCUCCGAGGUGGCCGUGCUACCAGUGCCGAGAGAGGACACUGACGAUGACCCGGCUGCCAUCAUCGUCCUCAAAGAGGGCGUCGCUGGAGACCAGAAGCUGGCUGAAGAAAUAAAAGCAUUCGUCGCCGUGAGAGUCCUGUACCAGAAGCAACACGUCCUAGUGUCACUGGACGUGCAAGGCCCUCGGUGA
This is a messenger RNA of Rhipicephalus sanguineus (brown dog tick), 1101 nucleotides long. RefSeq lists its product as uncharacterized. The coding region runs from base 1 to 1101 and encodes 366 amino acids. The transcript has 6 exons. The record is from RefSeq and is a predicted model, not a curated record. Gene Ontology annotation, molecular function: CoA-ligase activity. Lineage: Eukaryota; Metazoa; Arthropoda; Arachnida; Ixodida; Ixodidae.